AUGUAUCCCAUAAACGAAUAAAGUUAACACUACUACCAAAAAAUAAGGAAUUUCCAUUAGGAGAAAUAAAGACUGAGUUGAUCUAAUCCAAGAUGUUGAUGAAACUAUUUAUAAGAAGAUUCUUGAAAUACUUAGAAGAGAAAAAGUAUCAGACAUCCUUGAAUUCUUUUCGAAGACAAACAAAUAAAACUUUUAUGAAUCUUUAAUCAAUAAGCAAGAGAAAUUAAAGGAUAUCAAGAAGUAGAUAAAGAAAAUCACAAAUGUAUUGAAAAAUAUUUAGGAUCAUAAAUUAAGUAAAGAUGACUAUUCUUCAGAGACUUAGGAAAAUUAAAGAUCCGAUCUAAUAAAGAGUGUGAAGAAUAACAAGGGAAUCAUAGAGUUUAUCAAAAUUGGUAGUUUUCCUUUCAAGUUUAGAUAUAAAAUUUAUUAAAUGUGGAUCAGAUUGGCUUAGUUAAUUAGUAUCCAUGAAGGUUGAUAUUAUAGACCAAUCCUUUGAGAAUAUCAGAAUAGAAAAUACAUCUUUAAUUAGUGGUAAUUUUGUUAGAUGCAACCUGAGUGGAUCUGAAUUUGAUAAUGUUGACAUUAGUGGAGUCAAUUUAAAUGGAGCUGAACUAUUCAAUUGUAAAUGGAAGAACCUAAAAAUACAUGAAUUGAACAAAUUAGAUGACCAUAGUGGUUGGAUCUUAUCAGUCUGUUUAUCUUCUGAUGGAAAUAUAUUAGCUUCUGGUAGUGGUGAUAAGUCAAUUCGAAUAUGGGAUGUCAAAAAGGGGAAAUAAAAAGUCAAAUUAGAUGGUAAUAGUGACACCAUCUGGUCAGUCUGUUUCUCUCCUGAUGGAAAUACAUUAGCCUCUGGUAGUGGUGAUAAAUCUAUUAGACUAUGGGAUGUUAAGAAUGGAAAAGAAAUUUUACCUGCUUACAAAACUUAUAAGGAUAUUCUUGCUUAAUUUCAAACACCGCUAUUUUAAAACAAUCCUCUGUUAUGUAUUUCUAUCAUUAUAAUUAUUUAGUAUCGAACAGUAUUACAGUUCUAAGAAUAUCUCAAAUUCCAUUAUUUUAAGCAUAAGGAGAUUUUGUAAAUUACGGGGGAUAAAAUUUUAGAUAAUUAUUUAAAUCUAAAGGAAGUUGCUUUUUAGAAGAUUUUAAAUAAAUGUGA
Paramecium pentaurelia is the source of this 1153-nucleotide messenger RNA. Lineage: Eukaryota; Ciliophora; Oligohymenophorea; Peniculida; Parameciidae. The record is from the annotation of a GenBank genome assembly.